CCCAGUGAUAAAGUGUUGAUAGAUUUAAAUAAUUCAACUAUAAACUUAAAUAGUCUGUUAUUUUUUUUUGUAAAGUUUUAUCAUAUUACAUGUUAAUAAGUCAUAUAAUAUAAAUCUUAAACAUAAAGAUUAAUCAGGAUAUUAAUCUAGAAGACGCUUAUUAAGGAUACAGGAAAAAUGGGUGGGAAAUGUGCAAGAUCAUGAGUUGUGUAGAAUAUUCCCCUAAUCUGGGGGCAAGAGAUAUUCUAUCUUGGUUUUUCAUAUUUUUUUUUACUAACUCUGGUUCAUAUUUAUUAGUGUCACCUGUUACUAUGUUUUUAUUACUUUCACUUACUUUUGUAUAUGUAUAUAAUUAUUAUAUUAUAUAUAGGAAAUAAUUAUUAUAUAUAUGAAAUAUGUAGUAAGUGAAAGUAUUUUCUAUAGCUUGUUAUCUAAUAUAAUCUUGAAAUGUGUUGAAUUCUUAGUUCAGAUUUGAUGUUAUUUUUCGUUAAGAUUUUUUUUAUUAAUUUAUGUUAUACUUAUUUCUAAUCUAUAUAUUGAUGGUUCUUUAUUCUUUGCCAAGUAAAAAAAUACUUUAUCUCAGUGUUAUAUUUAGGCAGUAGUAAUUGAAUAAAUUUUAUCAAUAUGGAUUUACUACUUAUUUGUUAAGCACUAUAGUGCAGUGCUUGGCAGCCGUUAUGUUAUGGCACACUGGUGUGCCACAAGGUGAACUUGGCUGUGGCAUGAUAGUAGCCGAAAAUAAUUAAACUUUUCAGUUUUCUGUAGCUAAGCAAUAAGCAAUAAAUAAUUUAUCAAUUGAUAAUUCCUCAAAUUAAAAAUUAUAAGCAACUUGAAAAAACAAAUUAAAAAAAAAUAUUAGCGACCGGACGAGCGGACCUAAAUGUGUCUAAACUUUAAAUCCGACCCAGACUGCUUGAUUCAGGUUUAAUCACUUUAUUUAUUCAAUAUUUUAAUUCUGUCUCGAUACUAGAAUGUAGGCAUGCUAUGUAAUAGUAAAGGAUAAUCACCCAUGGAAAAUUAUUUGCGUGAUAUACUAUACAUCAUGUAUAUUAUUUAAUUUUUUUUUUACACUGAUUUUAGUGUUUCUAAUGAGAUAAAAAUGGUGGAUGUAUUGAGCAGUAGAUUAAAAAAUAAUAAUAAAUGAAAAAUACCUUAGAACUUUUUAACCUUAUGGAGAAACCCUGAAAUCUUUUCUGCCCUAAAUAAAACCAUAUUAAAAAUAUCCUAAAUCUUGUGGGAAAACCCCCCAACCUGGCAACACUGAUAGCUAUUCAGAGGCAGUGUCUUGGUCAGGUUGUUAUAAAAUAUGAUUAAACUACAACAAUUUUUGAAGUGUGGGGAGGAUGGCCGAAUGGGCUAAAGCGUGUGCGCAGCACCGCGAGUUGCCUGGCAACCGGAUAACAGAUUUGAGAAGAUUAUAAAAAGUAUGAGUUUUCGUCCCGGUGCCGUAGGGGAUUUUAAAUUCCGAGGAAGGGAAGAACAGAAAAAAAAACAACAUUUUUUGAAGUGAUCAAAAGAUAAUCAAACUUGUGUAUAUGGCUAAUAUCUUUGAGAAUCUGAAAUGAACUUAAUAGAAAAAUGAAUAAUAAAAGUGAAAAUUAUCAGAAAAAUUAAUGGAAUAUAAGUCGAAGCUUGAACUAUGGUAGGAAGGAUGUAAAGAAAUGUUCCAAAGGACUUGUAUUUGUGUUGUGCUUUAGACUUCUCAAAAAUUGUUGAUUUGCCUUGGAAUAAAAAAGGUUAGGGAGCAUUUCUCUUGAGGUUAGAUCUCUUGGAUAUAAACAAAAUUUUGGAGACAUCAAGAUACAACAUGUAUAUCUUGGCUGUAUAUUAAAGGCCGUCAAUCACAACACCAUUCUUUCAGUUUAUUCAUGCUUUUCCACUCUUCCUCAGGUUGACAGUAACUGGUCAAGGUAUUAUAAUUAUUAUUUAAGGUGCCAAAAAUAUUACUAUUAAUUGAUAAAUAGAUACUGAUCAAUCUAGAUCAUGGGUCUCCUAACCUUUUGUCCUGUGGGCCACAUGAUGCCUCCACUAAGUCCUGCAGGCCGUAUUGAGGCCUCCGCUAAGUCCAGCUGACUAUGGCUUGUGAUAAAUAAAUGACUAUUCAGCUGUGAAGUGAGCUUUCUAAGAGAAACAAUUCAUGCAAUAAAAACCUGUACCACUACAACCCAUGAAGGGUCUGGGGUUCAGUACUAUUUAGGGAAAGCACUGUUUCUAGGUCAACGGUUGUACAAGGAGGUGACUUGACCGAGAUCACGCUCAACCGCCAGGUUUUCCCCCUUAAUUAGUUAUUUAAUUAAGGGUACCCACUUUAUAGAGACUGGGUGUGCCUCAGGAGGGUCCCCCAACCCAGGGUUGCACCACGGCCAAUGAAACAGAUAAAUAAAUUUUCUACCAUGAGCCGGGGUUCGAACCUGGGACCUUUGCAUUGGAAGCUAUGUGCCCUACCACUGAGCUACCCCACUCCCAAUUCAUGCAAUAAAUGUUAUUAAAAUCUCCUGAGUUAUUUACUUAGUUUCAUAUUUUUCAAAGAGUUUUAAAAUUUGCCAUGUAAUCAAAAAAAUUUGCGGGCAGGACUGAAGGUGCUUGUGGCCAUAGUUUGAAGACCCCUGGUCUAGAUUAUACUAACCAAAUAAUUACAGUUGAUUGUAGAUAUUCUUAAGAGCCUUGCAUAUUUACAUUAUUAAAAAAAAAUUAUAUAACAGUGCCAAACGAAAUCUGUUCGAUUACCAUAGUAAAUUGAUGCGAAAAUGAAGACUUGCCUAACCACCAGACCCUUUAGUAAGUAAAGUUAUAUAGAUAAAUAUCAAACUAGACCAAAUGCAACUGAAAAAUAAUUAUUGAAGAAGAAGAAUCUUUAAAGGGCAUAUCUAUGGUAUUUUCUUCAGUGAUCCAAAAGGAAACGGAAGAAAUGUGAAAUUUGUGAAGUUGGAAGAAUUCUGCCCAUGUUCUCUCUUUUUUUUUUUUUUUUUUUUUCUUUUUCAGUUUUCUGUGGUAUCAUGAUUUCAAAAACUUGGACGGGUAAAGGAGUUUUAAAAUAAAGAGGCUGUUGGUUCUAUGAAAAAUGUCUGUUCUUUUCCAUGAAAAUAAGCUAGUAUUAUUUAUAUUUAAUAUUAAAGUUAUAUUGUUUUAAUAUUUAAGUUAUUCAUCCUUUCCUUAUAAAUAAUAAAAAGUUAUCUUUCCAUUCAUUGUUAUUAAAGUUAGAUUAUUAAUAUACCUUUUCAAAGGUCAUAUUGAAGAUAUGAAUGUUAUUAGUUUUAGUAUUAUUUCUUUUAGAUAAUGUUCAUUUGUAGUAUUUGUUCUUGUUUUGAUAUUAAUAAUCAAGAAAUUAUGAUUAGUGAAAGAAUAUUGUGAAAUAAUUAUUUUAAAUAAUUGGAUAUUAUUAUGCUUAAUAUUUGUUGUUAUUGUUUUAAGAAAAAUAUUUAUUGUUGCAGAUGAUGUUAUUUAUGUCUCACCUACGCAUAAGCCAAAAGAAGAAACUCCUCCGCCACCUCCACCUCCUCCCAAAAUAUCAACUUCUCCUCCUCCUCCUGAAACUGCUCCUACAACUCAAUCAGCCGGCGGUGAUAAUAGCUUAUCAAUUGAAGAGACCAACAUCUUGAGGGCUAAGUUAGGUUUGAAACCUUUAGCUGUAAAGAAGGAGGUAAGCGAAAAUGGCGAAGUUACCAUUGGUGAGAAGAAAGAAUUUGUACAUAAACCAGCAGAGGACAUUACUGCUAAGAAGCUUGCUGAAAAAAUUAGAUCUAAAAUAGUUGAAAGAAGAGAAAAACGAGAAAUAGAAAAAAAAUUGAAAACAAUUAAAAGUAUAGCUGAAGAAAGUGACGAAGAAGAUGUUUCAACUUGGGUUAAAAAAAGCCGACAGCUUCAGGAAGAAAGAGUUAAAGCUGAGCAGAAGGCAAAAGAACUAGAUGAAAUGGAUGAAGUUUUUGGUAUAGAAGAAUUAGUUAACGAAGAAAUCAAGUUAGAAAAAAAAGCAGCUUAUACAGCUGCCAAUCUGAGAGGUCUUAAGGUUGAACAUGAUAUAGAAACUUUCGUUGAAGGAAAAGAUGUUGUACUUACUCUAAAAGAUAAAGAUGUGUUAGACGAGGAAAACACAGAUGUUCUUGUCAAUGUCAACUUGAUCGAUGAUGAAAGGUACAAAAAGAAUGUCGAAAAUAAGAAGCAGAAACCUUACAACUACAAUGCCGUCGAUUCCGGGGAAAUGGAUAUUGAUGAGCCCAAAGGAGUGCUGUCGAAAUAUGAUGAGGAAAUUGAUGGCGCAAAGAAAACAUCAUUUGUUAUAGGGAUGGAUAAUGCAGCAACUAUGAAAGAAUCAAUAAAAGCUAAAUUGAAACAAAAAGCAAAAAUGACCUUAGAUACAUUACAAUUGCCUGAACCAAAGAUUGCUUCUGAGUAUUAUUCGCAAGAUGAAAUGGUUAAAUUCAACAAGCCCAAGAAAAAGCGGAAGAUGAAGUCCCGUACAUUAAAAGCAGAUGAUCUUCUGGCAUUGGUGAAUGGAAAUACUGUUGAAAGUGAUGAGAAGGUAAAACAGGAAAAAGAUGAUGUAAAAGUCAAACAUGAAGUUAAAGCGGAGCCGAUGGAUGUUGAUGAAGAAGUUCCUGUGGUUUUUGAAAAUGUCCGGAUUGAAGAAGAUGAUGAUACCGAAUUAGAAUAUGCUUUAAAAAAAGCAAGGCGUCUAAAGCAAACGCCAAUUGAAAAGUUAACUGCAAGGUUACCGAAAGUUGAAGAGGUACUGAUGGAAAUUAAGGAUGAACCACAAGAUGACGGACUUGGUGGCUCUAUUGUAUUAAACUCGACGGCUGAGUUUUGUCGUACCCUUGGUGACAUACCUACUUAUGGAUUAGCUGGUAAUAGGGAAGACGGACCAUCUGUUAUAUUGGAUUUUGAAAAGGAUAACAUUGAGAAAAAGAAGAAGGAAGAAACUGAUGGCCGCAGUGGAGGCUGGAAUGACGUUGAAAUGGAUGAAAAAGUAGCUGAAAUCAAGCAGCCAGAGGCACCCAUCCUGGACGCUGAGCCAGAUCUUGGAUCAGGAGUAGCGGGUGCCCUCAGGCUUGCCGUGUCGAAGGGCUAUUUGGAAAAGGAGACUGUCAGUCGACCGUCUGCAUCACGGUUUUCCCAUCUUGCAGCUCAGAAUUAUUCCAUCGACGAUAAGGCACAUCAAGGAGAUGAUGAUAAAUUAGGAAGAAGGGAGAGAUAUAUGGGACCUACUUCAGAGUUCAAAGAAAAGGAUGGCUACAAACCCAAUAUCAAGUUGGAAUACAUUGAUGACGACGGCCACUUGUUAUCUGCUAAGGAAGCCUUUAGGUAUUUGUCACAUAAAUUUCAUGGAAAAGGUCCAGGAAAGAACAAGGUAGAAAAACGAAUGAAAAAGAAUGAGCAAGAAGGCCUUAUGAAACAAAUGAGCUCGACAGACACGCCUCUAGGAACACUUCAAAUGCUUCAACAAAAGCAAAAAGAAACCCAAUCAGCCUUUGUUGUACUUAGUGGCAGUAAACAGACAAAUAUUCCAGCUUCGAUAUCGAAGACGAAAAUGUUAAAGUGAAGUCAGCUAAUAAAUAUCCUUAGAUUUAUGUUAUGGGAGAAAAAAAAAUGUAAUUAUAGUUAAUAUUGAAGUCAUUUUUUUUUACAGUGCAUUUGAUAAGAAAAAUUAGGUUUUCAUGUAUAUUUUUGUACAAUAUUGCUAAAUUAGUACAAUAUUCUGAAAGCUGAAAUUAAAUAUACAAACAUCAUGUAAAAGUAAAUAUUCAAAUUAAACCACUAAACUGUCAUUUUACCAAUCUUUAUUAUAUAUGUUGACAAAACUUUAUUCUUGUACAAAUCCUACUAGGUUGUAUUAUAGUAGCUAUUGUUUCCCUCUUUUGUAUCUAUAUGUUUAAAUAAAAAUUUAUUUGAUUUUGUA
Molecule: messenger RNA, 5896 nt
Organism: Nezara viridula (southern green stink bug)
Lineage: Eukaryota; Metazoa; Arthropoda; Insecta; Hemiptera; Pentatomidae
Source: the annotation of a GenBank genome assembly